CUUUAUCAGCACAGCUGCCAACCUCGCCUUCAUCUCUCACUGACUCAGGCUGCUUUUCAGGCCUUGUCUUACACUCUUUUCUCCUUCGUCAACAAUCUGUCUUGCCGUUUACACGGUUUAUCGUCAACAUGAUAUCCCUCAACAACAUUUUUGUUGUGCUUGUCAUUCAACUAUGGACUGCAGUCUGCAAUGCCCAGUUCAGUGUUUGGCGCGCCGACACCAGAACCCCUACCGAGAUGCGCGCCGCCGGUCUUUUCGCCCCUAGAGGAGCCAGCCAGAUCCUCCAAAUCGUCCCCAACGUCAGCAUGUACAACCACGCAGUCGGCGCCGACAACGGCGCCAGCCGCGACAAUGACGGCUACGUCUCCACCACCGCCAGCGAGGACACCGCCGUCGGGUUCCUCUCCAACAUGUUCAACGGCAACGGCUACGUCUACGAGAUCGCGGCCGCAGCCAACUUCAUCCAGGUCUCCGGCACUCUGGGCGAGUUCAGCCCGUACCCCAACGAGCAGGAGUACGCGGCGCUCGGAGGCUUCAGCUGGGACCAGGUCAUCCGCUGGAGACACUACACCAACGGCGUUGCGGACGGCGGACUGCAGGAUAACAGCGAGUAUGAGGGCCGCAUCUACAACGGCCUGAGACCCACCAACUCCAUGCCCAGCCUUGCUGGCUUCCCUGCUGGUCACCGUGCUUGGACCUUGUCUCCGUGGAACGCGUUUGCUCAGGGUGGUGCAGGCUGCGGUGGUGGUAACGCUGCCCGCACUCUCUUCGUUCGCCAGGGUACUUGCAACCCUAAGGAGGAUGCUGAGACCGUUGCCAAGAGAUUCAUUGAUGAAAACUGCUGGGCCAAGGACCUCUGCGGUUAA
Messenger RNA from Colletotrichum scovillei, 866 nucleotides. Its product is annotated as cholera enterotoxin subunit A2. The transcript has a single exon. The record is from RefSeq and is a predicted model, not a curated record. The coding region runs from base 129 to 866 and encodes 245 amino acids. NCBI's taxonomy places the organism in Eukaryota, Fungi, Ascomycota, Sordariomycetes, Glomerellales, Glomerellaceae. Gene Ontology annotation, molecular function: toxin activity.